AUGGCUGGUUGGGAGACUAGCCUUGUUAGACUUUUGUGCAGGACGGAGGGGGCCGGGCUGGGCACGCGGCUAUCGUCCGAGCUGCUUGACCCAGUCAUGGGUGGUACGGUCAUGUCUAUCCGUCUGAGCUCCAUAGCCGCUAGCUACUCUGUUUGGACAAAGGUCCAAAUUCGAAUUUUCCAGUCUUUGAGCCCAGACUAUGGAGACUGUGUAUAUGAAGCAGCGGGAUCCGGAAGUUUAGAUCACCGAUUGAGAUCCGGGGGAGGAAAAGUCUUUGCCAACAUCCGGUACAAAAACCCACACCAGCAACAUAGCAUCGUGUCGAUGCCGGGUCCGAUCGUGCCUAGCUUCCGCAGGGUAAGAGGGAGGAGAUUUGAUAAUGCGCAUAAUGCGCAGGAUGAUAUUGUGACCAACCAGACUAUUCAGGGACAGCGGGUCUUGGCUGCAGGCGAAAUUGGUUCUGGAGAUCCACUGCUUCCAAUUGGCUGCGGAUGGCUGGCGGGUGGAGCCCCCAAGACCAAUCAUCAGGGGCAGUCCGGAAUCCCAUGA
Aspergillus niger is the source of this 549-nucleotide messenger RNA. RefSeq lists its product as hypothetical. Lineage: Eukaryota; Fungi; Ascomycota; Eurotiomycetes; Eurotiales; Aspergillaceae. The coding region runs from base 1 to 549 and encodes 182 amino acids. The record is from RefSeq and is a predicted model, not a curated record. The transcript has 4 exons.